CGGUAGACGACAACGACGCCGAACUCUGAUUCAACACUAACAUCAAAAAAUAUAAAUGAAAACAAUUAUUAUAUUCUAUUGAUUGAUGAGAGUUUUAUGUUCUUAAACACAGAAAUACACAAGUUAUGUCAGAAUACUGGAAAUCACAACCAAGAAAAUUCUGUGCGUUUUGCAAAUGCUGGAUUACUGACAACAAACCGAGUGUUGAUUUUCACGAAAAAGGCAAAAGACAUCAAGAAAAUGUUAAACUCAAAAUUGAAGAGGCUAAGAAGAAAGGAGUUGAAGCAGAAAAGAAAAAACAAAAAGACAAUGCAUAUCUCAACAAAAUGGAAAAAGCAGCCAUGGAGGCAUUCAAGAGAGACCUAGAAGACAACCCUGAACUUGCAAAACAAUACAAUGUGAAAGUACCGCUGGUGGAAGAAGGGCCCCAGCUACCAGAAGGGUUCAUCCCUAAGCCAGAGCCCCUAGAAGGGAGUGAAGAAAAGGGAGACUCUGGGGCAGAGGGGGAGUGGUAUGAGGCCCUUUCUGACAUGGGAUACCCAUACUACUGGAACACUGUCACCGGGGCAUCAAUUUGGGUAGCCCCAGAAAACUAUGUCUCAUUGGCGGACCAGGGUCUUGCUCCACCCAGAAAAGAUAAAUCAACCAAUGAAAGCUCAGAACUCACCCAAGAGCCUUCCAAGCCAGAGGAGAUUCCACUACCUCCGGGACCAGAGAGUAUUCCUCUGCCUGGGGAAUGUCCGUCCCAGCCGGAGUUCCCUGCCCCUGACGAGAGUGAAGACUCAGGGGAUGAGGCUCAAGACAGAAAUGCUCGGGGCGUGUAUGGAACAUGGGCCCGUGUACAGAAACAACAAGUUAUUGAUCUUCAGUUACCACAGAUAAAAGAAGUAGAGUGUUUACAAAUACCAGUGCCUAAUGAAGAGAAAGUGAAAUUCAAGGAAAAGCGUGUUACCUCCUUGGGCCCUAGCAAAGGCGGACCUGUUGCAUUUAAAAAAAGAAAGUUGGGAGAGGGUGCAAAAAAUGUUCGUAAAAGAAAUGAUGAUGAUUGAUGGUAACUACGAAAAUAAGGAUCACAUUUACUGGAAUAUCUUUUCAGAAGUGGUUUGGAAUCUCUGUAUCACUGUUAGAGGAUGUAGCAUUGAGAUUUUUAAAGACAAAAUGACAAGUGCCAUGCAAAUAUGGGUCUUAUGCAAUUUGGGGUUAGCAUAUCACCAGACCAGCCUGCGCAUCCUGGAAUUCUUAUCAGGAGCUACAAUGUCCGCUACAAAGUCGUAAUGCAUGGUUUUGUGGUCUUGUAGCUGACAGAGUAGCUCCUGACCAUACUGCUUGGAUGAGCUGGCUUGUAUGAAGAUACGCUGAUCCCAUGUCUCAGGAACAUGUUACUGGAUGAGGUAAGAAAUGCUGGCUGCUGCUAAAAAACUGGAGGGAGAAGUACUUGACUCAAUUCUAUAUAAUUGCUACUUUACAUGAAUUAAGCAAAUCAGAGGUUGUUGUCAAUUUUAUGUGCCAAAUGAACUUGCCUUGUGUACAUGUACAUAAGUUUUGACAUUUGCAAUUGUACUUGCUUGUGAUUAAUUGGUACAUUUAUCAUAUUGUACAAGUACUUUUAGGGGAUUCUCUGUAUGAACAUAAAACAUAACAUAAAUUAUUAUUUUUAAAUAUGAUUCACAACAUAAUUUGUGUGCUUACAGGAAAACAAAGGCAUUAUUGUUCUUUGUUUCGAAUGUGUACAGUCUCAGUCUGAACUAUUCUGUAUUUUGAAAAUUAAAAUCAAAUGUAAGCCCAUUUGAUUUGUUGUUUGAUUAAAGUGGCAGAUUGUGAUGAGGUAAGUUUUGUAUAGGACGAUGUUUUAACAAAUUCAAUUUAAAACAGAAUGUUCACAUCAAAUAUGAGCCAUUCUUUGGGAAAAGGGGGCCUAAUGCAUAUGAGAAAAGUGUUGUCCCAGAUUAGCCCAUGUUAGGAGAAACAACUCUUAAUGCAUUAAAAGAAUUUUUCAGACUUCCUUUAAAUAAAAAAUUCCAUAUAAGGGGAAAGAGUCGUCUUGUAAAGUUGUAACGUUUACCUAUGCACAUUAAGCCAGAUUUUCCCAGAAUAAGGCUCACUUAUGGUCAUAAAAUUCCUUAAAUAAAGGAUAUGCAGACAGUUAAAAGGAAAUUAAUAACUGAAAUUUACUUAUGAGCUGUGUCAUGCGAUAAUUGGUCUUACGUCGUACCCAUCUGAUCAGUUUGGUAAGGAGCUUCCCUGUUCACUAAUGAGACCAGGAAAACCUUACAUGACUAGCAGACAGCAUAGCUCCCGGGUCCGGUUUAAUAAAAAACUACAAAACCCUAGUGGAGUCGCGCGACUGUGUGGUCGACCGACGCUCGUCGGCCGCCAACUGACCACUUGUCGUGUUCAAGGAGCAAGUUGCCGCGACUGAGGUCGCACGACGGUGUGGUCAGUCGACUGCAGUUGUGGUAGUUGCUAUUUUUAGGAAACGUACCACUUCCGCCAUCAACAUCCGCCGGUGAAAAUACACGCUAAAAAUGGAAGACGAAGACAGCAACAAUUCGAGUCAGUGCCAUUCAUGGUAUAAAAAAGACGGUCGUCCGCCGCCAACUGACCACUCGUCGCGUUCAAGGAGGAAGUUGCCGUGACUGUGGUGGCACAACGGUGUACAUGUCCAACGGAUUCAGUCUAUCUCUAAAAACUCGCUGUCUUUGAAAAUGUCUUCGCAUUCGUUGAACAAGUCGCAUGGAGGCCUCCAUGAUGAAUCUCGCACUUAUCAGCGUGCAUUUUGCACGGGUUUUGGGUGCAUACAAAGCGUCGAGCGACUAGCAGUCGUGGUGUGAGGGGUGGACUGCGGUCGCUCGACAGUAUGUCGAACAACAUGCGCUCGAAUGACGAUCGUCGCUCUCUAUUGAACCCAGUUAUCGUCGCACGACGAUUAUUCGCUGGUACAACCAUAGUCACCCGACCAUGGUCGCUCUCAUUAAACCGGACCCUGGACAGACUGUCUGGAUGCGCAGGCUGGUCUUGAACUAUGCGGGCCACAUAUGGCAUAAGACACAUUUUCACAUAGCGCGAGUCUAAUCAUAAAGAAUGAUGCUUUGGAAUAACUAUUUCUAAAGCAUUGAAUCAAAACCGAACUUUGUCUUACAUGUAUAACUUUUUAUUCAAUUGACUACAUAGCUGUUUACGUUGGUCUGAUCCAUUCUCAAAUAUAGAACAACGUCUAUCAAAGUAAAAUGAAUCUGAAUGACAAAUGUGACAAAUUUAUACACAUGUACACAAAAUAAUAAAAUGGUACCAUGCUUGACUAAAGAACAAAUUAAUUUGAUCCAUGCUCUGUGGACAGAUGGUUUAAUUCGUGUGUGUAAAGUGUUGUUCCAGAAUAGCCUGUGCAGUCUGCAUCAGCUCAUCAGGGAUGACACUUUUCACUUGUAUGUAAUUUUUUGUUUAAAGAAAAUCUCUUCUUAGCAAAUAUCCAGAAUAGGCUGAAAGAGUUGUCCCUGAGUUGCACAGGCUAAUCUGGGUUGACACUUUAAGCACAUGCAUUUAACCCCGUUUUCUCAGAGUGUGACUCAUUUAUUUACAAGUCAUGUAAUAUUUUAAUAUAUCAGUUUUGGUCCAGCAUUCUUUCUGCAAUGGGAUAAGCCGUACCUUUAAAUGUCCAGACUGACAGCCACCCUUAUUCUAGGACACCGAUACACUGUGUUGUUCAACUUUUUCCCCCAUAAGAAGAAAAGUGAAAAUGGCAUUUGCAACCAGCAUAAAACCAGAACAGCCUGCAAGUAACUCACAGUCUGUUCAGGUUUUAUGCUAUUUGCUGCUCAUCAGUAUCUAAGGGUUGGAAAUGAAGCCUUUAAAACUUGAAUCCAGUAAGAAAGGUAUUUAAUUUAGUGUCACUUUCUAUGACGCUUCAAAAGCGUCAAAAAAUGUAUCUACAUUUAAGUGGUAAAGGGUUAAGCAGUUUAUAACAUUCUGCUUUAGAAUUCACUGAUUUCACAAUUUAUUUUGUUGCAUUGCGUGUUCCUGUAUCGUCUUUGUUAGAGAUCAAUACUUGUGCCAUGUUUGGUUAAGUUGGAACUUAACUGUUUUAUGAUGACUGAUUAGCCAAGAAUGUGAAGAUGACAGAAAUUACC
Dreissena polymorpha is the source of this 4124-nucleotide messenger RNA. RefSeq names its product WW domain-binding protein 4-like. Gene Ontology annotation, molecular function: zinc ion binding; RNA binding; protein binding. The record is from RefSeq and is a predicted model, not a curated record. The coding region runs from base 126 to 1049 and encodes 307 amino acids. Gene Ontology annotation, cellular component: nucleus; precatalytic spliceosome. Gene Ontology annotation, biological process: mRNA splicing, via spliceosome. The transcript has 9 exons. NCBI's taxonomy places the organism in Eukaryota, Metazoa, Mollusca, Bivalvia, Myida, Dreissenidae.